AUGGCCGACACACUUGAAGAUGUUGAGAUGGAAACACAGGAAAUCGAGCAGGAAACUCCACCUGACAAUGUCUUCAUCGCACCAUCAAUCUACAAGCCCGAGGUCCUGGCGGGCAAGUCGUACUCACAUUUCUCGCCUUUACCGCAGCAGAUCACUGACGACACGUCCACCGAGUGCGUUCUUGGUGUUGACGAAGCCGGGAGAGGUCCAGUGCUAGGUCCAAUGGUGUACGCCCUCUUCUAUCUUCCUCUCCCACUACACCACUCGCUCCUCGCCGAAACCCACCAUUUCGACGACUCGAAAGUGCUCACCCCCCAAGUCCGAUCGAACCUCAUGCGCACCCUCUGCACGCCCGGCACUGAUCUUCACGCCGCUGGCGGGUGGGCAACCCGCUCCCUCUCCGCACAGGACAUCUCUGCGCACAUGCUCUCCCCCAACCAAUACAACCUCAACGCGCAGGCCAUGGACGCGACUAUAGAUCUCAUUAAAGGCGUGCUUGCGCGCGGCGUAAACGUCAAGGAGAUCUACAUCGACACAAUCGGCAAGCCGGAAGUGUACCAGAGGAAACUCGAGCGCAUAUGGCCCACCAUCUCAAUCACUGUCGCAAAGAAGGCGGACAGUUUGUACCCUGUCGUUAGCGCUGCGUCGGUUUGCGCCAAAGUCACUCGCGACGCUGCACUUGAUGUGUGCUACGAGUUGUACCACACACCUGCCGAAGCCGCCGCCCAUGCCCAAGAUAAUGGAGGAGUGAAGGUUGCCUGGGGCUCUGGGUAUCCAAGCGAUGCACGAACGAGCACGUGGUUGAAAGCAAACAUGGAUCCUGUAUUCGGUUGGGGGAACGAGUGUCGCUUCUCGUGGGGUACAGCGAAAGAGCUGCUCGAAGGCAAGAAGGCGUGCCUUAGUGUAGACUGGCCGGUCGAGGAGGAUGGAGAUGAUAUGCGCAUGACUGACUUUUUUACGGGCGGGGAGAAGAAGGGGGAUGAGUUAGUGGAGUGGUUUGGAAAGAGGGUUACGUUGGAGAUGGAAGCUUUCUGA
This is a messenger RNA of Ascochyta rabiei, 1035 nucleotides long. RefSeq names its product Ribonuclease H. The transcript has 2 exons. Gene Ontology annotation, cellular component: ribonuclease H2 complex. Gene Ontology annotation, molecular function: RNA binding; RNA-DNA hybrid ribonuclease activity. The record is from RefSeq and is a predicted model, not a curated record. Gene Ontology annotation, biological process: mismatch repair; DNA replication, removal of RNA primer. Bases 1 to 1035 code for a protein of 344 amino acids. NCBI's taxonomy places the organism in Eukaryota, Fungi, Ascomycota, Dothideomycetes, Pleosporales, Didymellaceae.